Hordeum vulgare subsp. vulgare (domesticated barley) is the source of this 603-nucleotide messenger RNA. RefSeq names its product chitinase-like protein 1. The transcript is spliced from 2 exons. The record is from RefSeq and is a predicted model, not a curated record. Gene Ontology annotation, molecular function: chitinase activity. Bases 1 to 603 code for a protein of 200 amino acids. NCBI's taxonomy places the organism in Eukaryota, Viridiplantae, Streptophyta, Magnoliopsida, Poales, Poaceae. Gene Ontology annotation, biological process: cell wall macromolecule catabolic process; chitin catabolic process.
AUGAAUCUAUGGUACGUACAAGGACAUUUGUGCGUGAGCAUAAUUACAUGUGAGAGGAUCCUGACGGCGGGGACGUGGAAGGUGAAGCUCAAGGAGUCGCAGGAGAAGGUGUGCAACAAGGGGUGGGAGUGCUCCGGGACCAAGUACUGCUGCAACCAGACCAUCACCGACUUCUUCAAGGUGUACAAGUUCGAGAACCUCUUCGCCAAGCGCAACUUCCCCGUCGCCAAGGCCGUCGGCUUCUGGGACUACCAGGCCAUCAUCACCGCCGCCUCCCUCUUCGAGAACCAGGGCUUCUACACCACCGGCGGCAUCGACAUGCAGAUGAUGGAGCUCUGCGCCUUUCUCGGACACGUCGACGCAAAGACCUCAUCAGGACGGCCGCACCUCCACGACUUCCUCCCCCACGCCCUCCUUGAGCACAAGAACGCACAAGCUGCGCUACUCAUGGCGCGCGAGCUGCUUUGCUACCGCUCGGCGAACAUCCUCUAUGACGCCUGGCUUGUCCAUGUCACCGUGCUCGUCAUGGCCGGUGGAGAGGCCCCGACACCCUCCCGCUCGCUUUGCCCUCAUCUGUCUUACGCUGGGGACGUGGCCUAUUGA